ACUUCAAUAAUAAAUCGUGAGCAAGCCUCCCCAGACUCCUUGUCUAGACAUUCAGCGGAUUGUACUGCAGCCAUGGCUGCUUUCCUCGCCUCCCAGACCACCACCGCCAUAGCUUGCCGUUUCUCCCUCCGCCACGGCCGUUUGCUGCCAGUCCGACACUCCCAGGCGCGCCUCUCCUUGCCAGCACGCGUACUCACAGCGAGAUGCGCUGCUGCUGCUAGCAGCAGCUCUUCCGCUGAUUCUUCCGGGCAGCAGCAGCAGCUGUUCGCGGUGGUUUACGAGUACGUGCCCGACAUUGUUACCCUUCGCGAACCAUUUCGCGAGGAGCACGUGCAGCUGUGCAGGUCUCUGGCGGUGGAUGGGAAAAUGGUCGCAGGUGCUGCGACGGGCAACCCGCCUACCGGCGCGCUGCUAAUCGUGCGUGCGAACAAUCGCGAAGAAGUCAUUCGCGAUCUGAUCGAGGCGGAUCCGUACGUUACCGAGGGCUUGGUUGUGCGACAUUCCGUGGAGCCGUGGACGCCAGCAGUGGGAACAAUGGCGGAAGCCCUCCGAAACGGUCUUUAAGUGUGGAUUCUCUAUCAUUCUAUGAGGCCUGGUGUUGACUCUUAAUUUCUUCUUAACAACGAUAGCCAACGAACUGUGGACGCCAGCGGUGGGAACAAUGGCGGAGAGCCUUCGGAACGGUCUAUAGGAUCGGGAGAAUGGUCUGGUGAUAAGGCUUCAACAGGGCUCCGUGAAGCUGACAAAGCUUCAGCGGAUGAGGCGGGGCUCAUUAUACUUUUGCAGGCAACGGAGGCCUCUGAGGCUGAGCAACUUGUUCUGUUCCUGCAACACUGGCCUGGGAGGAGAGGGUAGGAUGAGGAGUAGAGGAGAGAAUUGGAGGUGACUUUUGAGUCGACUCAAAAGCCACAGCAUCUGCAAAACUGGCCUGGGGUAACGUGUUGGUUGGGAUGACGUUUAGAGGAGAGGCGAAGGUGGAAGAGUGGACAGGCGAAGAGUGGUCGUUGGUUCCAUUCCGCCCCUAGCUUGGACGGCAAUGGCUGUGCCUUAGGCUGGAAUGAGAGGACGCUGCUUGCCAAACUUGCUUGUUAGUUGUCACGAAGCGAGAAAGAUGAGGUACUGUACACUAAACGUU
Molecule: messenger RNA, 1135 nt
Organism: Closterium sp. NIES-67
Lineage: Eukaryota; Viridiplantae; Streptophyta; Zygnematophyceae; Desmidiales; Closteriaceae
Source: the annotation of a GenBank genome assembly